Kogia breviceps (pygmy sperm whale) is the source of this 2132-nucleotide messenger RNA. RefSeq names its product F-box protein 46 (gene FBXO46). Lineage: Eukaryota; Metazoa; Chordata; Mammalia; Artiodactyla; Physeteridae. Gene Ontology annotation, molecular function: protein binding. The record is from RefSeq and is a predicted model, not a curated record.
CGGAAGGGGAGGCUGGAGAGGAGCGAGUGGGGGAAACCCGCGUAGCGGAGGGAGCUGCAGCGCGGGGAGAUGUGCCUUUAUCUAUUGUGGGAACAACAUGCCACUGAGAAGAGAGGAGGCUUCAUAAGAUCGUCGUCCCGGCUCGGGGUGGCCUGUGGAGCCCCCCACCGCCAUUCAGGUCCUGAGAUGUGGUGAACCCCCGCCUGUCUGCCACCAUUCCCCAGAAUGGACCGAGGGGGCCUCCUUCCCUUCCAGCUGUGGUGUCCCCGGCCCUUUGGCACCUACUCCCAGAACCAGCCGCGCCCGCCUUCCGCAGCCCUCAAGCCGUCAGCCUGCCCUGAGCCAGGCGGGGGGCCGGAGCCAGACCAUGGCCCUGCCCACUCAGAAAACACGCCCCCCGCCUUGGCCACGGAGGCUUCUGCCUCCCAGCCUGCCGCGCUCCUUUCAGCAGCCGCUGCCGGCGACGAGGGUCGAGUCCUGCUGGACACGUGGUAUGUUAUCAAGCCCGGGAAUACAAAGGAGAAGGUGGCCUUCUUUGUGGCCCACCAGUGCGGUGGAGGGAGCCGGGCCAGCUCCAUGAAGGUCAAGGGGCACUGGGGCAGUGACAGCUCCAAGGCCAAGCGGAGGAGGCGCUGUCUUGAGCCUACGAAGGCUCCUCCGGACCCAGGGGGACAACACGGGUCCCCUGCUGCUGAGGGGGCCCCAGCCUCAGCCAGUGAGGAUGUGGACCUGCUCUCUGUGGCCGAGAUGGUGGCCCUGGUGGAGCAGCGGGCCGCCCUGGCCCUGCAGAGCUACCCGCGCCCGGGCACCCCAGCGCCUGUGGUCUACGUGUCGGCCGAGCAGGGUGGGCCUGCCAAGGGGCUGGGGUCCGAACGGCGGUCUGGUGGCGGGGACUGCAGCCGUGUGGCGGAGGCCGUGGCCCACUUCGAGGCUCAGCGGGACAACCCUCCAGCUAAAGGCCUCCGCAAGGAGGAGCGGCCCGGGCCAGGCCCCGGGGAGGUGCGCAUCGCCUUCCGGAUCUCCAACGGCCGAGAGCCCCGUGCACCGGAUGGCAGCUUGCCCAAUGGGAGUGGGGGCCGGCCGGGUUGUGCCUACCCUGGCAGCCCGGGUCCUGGGGCCCGGGCCAAGGACAAGAUCACCUGCGACCUCUACCAGCUCAUCAGCCCCUCUCGGGAUGCCCUCCCCAGCAAUGUGGAGUUUCUGCUGGCUCGGGCGGAUGAAGCCAGCGAGGGUGAGACCCCAGCCCCUGCCAGGCCCGAGGACACUCCCCCGGCCCCCCCUCCACCCCCUGCCCGGGACUGUGGCACGUCAGGCUUCCAUGUGGAUGUGGUGGUGACGGGGGUGGUGGAUGAGUGUAUCUUCUUCGGCAAGGAUGGCACCAAAAACGUGAAGGAGGAGACGGUGUGCCUGACCGUCAGCCCCGAGGAGCCACCCCCGCCUGGCCAGCUCUUCUUCCUCCAGCCCCGGGGACCGGAUGGGCCCCCCGAGCCACCGCCAGCCGACUCGCCCGCCACUGCACCUGGCCCGGACGAUGCUGAGGGCACGGUGGACACCUCCCUGUGCCGCCUGUACCGGCACGUGUCGCACGACUUCCUGGAAAUCCGCUUCAAGAUCCAGCGGUUGCUGGAGCCGCGACAGUACAUGCUGCUGCUGCCUGAGCACGUGCUGGUCAAGAUCUUCAGCUUCCUGCCCACGCGGGCCCUGGCGGCCCUCAAGUGCACCUGCCACCACUUCAAGGGCAUCAUUGAGGCGUUCGGCGUGCGGGCCACAGACUCGCGCUGGAGCCGCGACCCGCUCUACCGCGAUGACCCUUGCAAGCAGUGCCGCAAGAGAUACGAGAAGGGCGAUGUGUCGCUCUGCCGCUGGCACCCCAAGCCCUACCACCACGACCUGCCUUACGGACGUUCCUACUGGAUGUGCUGCCGCCGAGCCGAUCGCGAGACACCCGGCUGCCGCCUGGGUCUGCACGAUAACAACUGGGUGUUGCCCUGCAAUGGGCCAGGCGGUGGGGGCGGCCGGGCUGGCCGGGAGGAGGGGAGGUGAAGCCGGGGGAGGGGGGGGGAAGAGCCCACCGUGCACACCCCCACCCCCUCCCCCUGGGAGCCGGGGUCAGGACUGGGCCACCAGCCCAU